This is a messenger RNA of Strongylocentrotus purpuratus (purple sea urchin), 3086 nucleotides long. RefSeq names its product cilia- and flagella-associated protein 45 (gene cfap45). The record is from RefSeq and is a predicted model, not a curated record. The coding region runs from base 131 to 1756 and encodes 541 amino acids. The transcript has 10 exons. Lineage: Eukaryota; Metazoa; Echinodermata; Echinoidea; Camarodonta; Strongylocentrotidae.
GCUAUACUAGGCCUGCGCAUGUAUUGUUGACAAUGAAUAUAGCGCACAUACGUAAUAAUUGACAUCGAAAACUAACUGGCAGGAGUAAAAUAUUUUGACGAAAAGACAGAUCGUGAAAAAGUUGUCAGAUAUGCCUCACAGCGUGAUAAGUGACUCUUCAACCAGCUCUGCCUCACGGCGAGCGAAGACCCGACAGUACUACACCGUCAGUAAGACAUCUCAAGUAGACGAAUCCUUGUUUGGAUCGAACAACAAGAAUGGCAGCAACAAGAACACACAACCUACAGAGAACACGGAGCCAAGGAGAGCCUCCGGAGGACGAAAUAAGAAGAAGCAGAAGGAAGAAGUUCAAGUCAUCACUAAAGAUCUGAUUCGUAAACUUGUAGUUGCUCAAGAGGACCCAUCAGGCCAGUCUGUGGUGUUACCGUUUGAUGAAUACCGUCGGAUCAUGGGCGCUGCUAGAACCAUGUCACAUGAAGAAAAGGUCGCUGACUUCAAGAGACGACAAGCAGACAAACAGAAACAACAGGAUGCUAGUAAUGAAAUCAAGCUUCACAUGCAAGCUUUAGACAGAAAGAGACAGAAGAACGAGAAGCUGACUGAUCUAGAAGAAGAAGCUAAAGAGCAGGGUGAAUACCUGUUAGCUAAAGCCAGGGAACAGCAAGAAGAACAGGAAGAUGAAAUCAAACACUUGAAUGAGCUGAUGCUAAACGCUAAAUGCCAUGCCAUCAGAGAUGCUCAAAUCUUAGAGAAAGGCAUCAUCAAGGAAGAGACGACAGACGAAGAGAAGAGACUGGAUGCAAUGAUGGAGGUUGAACGACAGAGGGCGCUGCUUCUACAAGAAGAGAUCGAGGAACAGAGAAAGGUCGAGAGAUAUGAGGGUAAAUCGAUGAUCCUGACUCAGAUUUCCCAGAGGGAGGAAGAGCGAUUGUUACAACAGGAGAAGAAAGACCAAGAAGCUCAACAGAUGCUCAAAUAUCUGGGAAAAUUACAGGUGGAAGAUUUGAAGGACCUUGACAGGAAGCGUCAGAUCCAGCUGGAGGCCCAGAAGGAGAUCGCUCGGUCCAACGAGGAGUCUGAGGAGCUGAAGAAAAAGAAGCAGGAGCAGGAGAAGCUAGCUGACCUCAAGGUCAAUGAGUACACCAAGCAGAAGGCUGAGAGGGAGGCAGCGUUUGAGGCUGAGCAGGAGAGGAUCAGGAUUGAGAAGGAGAAAGAGAUCGCCAGACUUAGAGCUAUGCAGGAGCGUGCUAAGGACUACCAGGCUGAGAAGGAUGCCCUGAGAGCCAAGCGUAACCAGGAGCAGAGGGAGCGGGAGUGGAGACAGAAGGAGAAGGAGGAGGUGAUCAUCAAGGCGGAGACAGAGUUCAUGCUCAAGGAGGCUAGAGAAGUCCAGGUCCAGAACAAGGAACACUUCCUUGCAGUCCAGGCCCAGAGGGAGAGGGCCGAGUUUGAGAGGGUACUCAGAGCACAGCAAGAAGCCAUGAACAAGGACAGGGCAGAAGAAGAAGAAACCAAGUACAACCGUCUCACUCAUGCUGAUGACGUCCGCAAACAGAUCCGCGAGAAGGAGCAGAUCCGUGUGUCGGAUAGAAACGCUUUCUUUGAAGAAGGAGUGAAGAUUAACGACGAAGCACGAGACAGGAGAGCUAAGCUAGAUGCCAUCAAAAAGAAGAAACUUGGUGAAUUAAGAGAUGCUGGUGUCCCUGAUAAGUACUGUGCCGAGGUGGAAAGGAAGACAAUGGCAGUCAAGCACUGAAAACACCCCUAAAAUCAUAAUGGAUUGGUCCAAACAUCUGUAUUAUUCCACACUGAUGAAACCUUCCAUAGUCAGAAUUUAGGGUCCUAGUUCAUCACGAUCUCAAGAUAAUUCCGUCCAGGAUCUAUUCAUUUGUGAAACUACAACACCAGUACCAUAAGACUCAUGAUAUACCACAAUUAGAUAUGGUCCAUUGUGCUUGUUCAUUUAUAUUACACAAGUUGCAGAGGUACUAUUUCUAGCAAAAUUCACAUUUCAAAGCUUUUGUGCAGAUUGUCAUCAAAGUAAAUGUUGCUAUUUGCUUAAAGAAUGUUAAUAUAUUUCUAUUGUAGGUAAACUUUCAUAGAGCUGUAUGUACCACAUGCAUGGUAUGUAGUUUUCACAAAUUAUAUGAGCUUUUAAUGACAUAGUGACGUGGUUUCAAACAAAUAAAUGGUACAGUGGUGUGCACAUUUGGCUUUGGUUUGAGUAAUUCCUUUUUGAGUAGACUUUUAUGACUUUGGAAUGUAUAGCAGAAAACAUAUGAAUGAAAUACUGUAUCGUCUUUUUAUCUAUUUUGUUGUGUAAUAAUGUAAGUGAGCUAUUUUGUAGAAUAGAGCAUUUGUAUUGAAUUAUUUAUCACUUCUUCUUACACAAGUAUUCAAUUCUGUAAUUCUUUGGUUUUCCACGAGAAGGUUGCUACUGCCAUUGAUAAUACUUAGGUCUUACUGCCACUUUGCAAGCAGCCAGUGAUAUGUACCUCAUAGCAGAGAACUGAAAAGAGACAAUUGUGUACCGACAGAAUCCUUCUCAUUGUCUCUUAGACAAUACAAUAUAGACAACAUGAUCAUUGUGGUACAUGGUGUUUGCAAUGUAAGUAUACAGGUUUGAAUGGUCAUCUUUAUUGAAAUUCUAUCGUUGUUUGUAAUUACUGUAUGCUGUAUCAAAAGAAAUUGUAUUUCUGACUAUUUCAGAAAUUGCGUCUUAUUUGUUACAUUUAUAUUAAAGCUAUUGAUAACCAGGACCAUGUGUAAUAAAACUUAUUAUCAAUAAAAUGUUACAAUGAUUGUUAUAAGCUACUGAAAUCUUGGCAUUUGUCUGGCUGAGAGCAUAUUUGUCAGAAAUGUAGCAUUUGUUAUUGAUGACAAGUUUUAUAAAACAUGGCCGUGGAUUCCUGGACCUUGACUUAUAACGAUUGGUGAUUGAUGUGAAUUAUGAAGAUGUUCUGGAGUAGCGGUUCAUUCACUCGACUUUCACUCCUAGGGUGGAGGCUUUGGCAAGGCAUUAAUCCACAUGUGCCACCCUCCACCCAGGUGUGGAUGGAUCUCUGGCAAUGGCAGGGGUACUAAUA